AUGUUAACCAUCAAAACCUAUUCGCUCGCAAAAAUGGCAUUCUCCAGAGCUCGCACAGCUUCCUCAACACUCCACAAAUUCCUCCACCCUCCAAUCCGCCAUUUCAACACCACUCCUCUUCAUUCUCGCAUAUCAUCAACGAUGAUGAUGAAUCAAAUGCAAACCCUCGAUAUCAGCUCCCAAAUCGGAAGCUGUAUGCCCUUAUCCAUGAUGAGAAUCGGAACCCUAAUCCACAACAUUGAGCUCAGACCGGGCCAAGGAGGCAAGUUAGUCCGAGCUGCUGGUACUUCGGCCAAGAUCUUGACGGUGCCCUCGACGUCGACUAGGUUCUGCGAAGUGAAAUUGCCGUCCGGAGUGAAGAAAUUGAUCGAUACCAAGUGUCGGGCCACGGUUGGGCAAGUGUCGAACCCGGAACAUAGAAAGAAGAAGUUGAGAAAGGCGGGGCAGAGUAGGUGGCUUGGGAGAAGGCCGGUGGUGAGAGGUGUGGCCAUGAAUCCUGUUGAUCACCCUCACGGUGGUGGGGAAGGGAGGAGUAAGAGUAGCGGGAGACAUGGUCGGACUUCGUUGACGCCAUGGGGGAAGCCGUGCAAGAGUGGGUAUAAGACUGGGCCGCUCAAGCGCAAAAAGUAG
Molecule: messenger RNA, 630 nt
Organism: Ilex paraguariensis (yerba mate)
Lineage: Eukaryota; Viridiplantae; Streptophyta; Magnoliopsida; Aquifoliales; Aquifoliaceae
Source: the annotation of a GenBank genome assembly